Messenger RNA from Monoraphidium neglectum, 429 nucleotides. RefSeq lists its product as hypothetical. The record is from RefSeq and is a predicted model, not a curated record. The transcript has a single exon. The coding region runs from base 1 to 429 and encodes 142 amino acids. Lineage: Eukaryota; Viridiplantae; Chlorophyta; Chlorophyceae; Sphaeropleales; Selenastraceae.
AUGGCUCGUGCGCUUGUCAUGGCGGUGGCUGCCGUGGCCGUGUUUGUCCUGGUCACUCCCGCCCUCGCGGCCCGUGACCUCAAGGCCGUCUCGCCUGCCGUGGGCGCCGUGACUGGCGCGGUCAGCGGCCUGCUCGCGGGCGGCAUCCUCCCGAGCGGCAACCUGCCUUUCCUGGGCGGCGCGACUGGCGCCGUCACCAACCUGCCUGUCCUGGGCAGCGCGACUGGCGCCGUCAGCGGCCUGCUCGCCAUUCCCCGCGAACUCUCCGUGCCCACCAUUCCCAACCUGAUCGCGCCCUCCAUACUGCCCUUCCUGCCCACCAUUCCCGACCUUGAUGGCCCGAAAAGCCUGCCCACCCUGUCGCUGCCAACUGGCCCUGUUGUUGGCGCUGUGCAGAGCAUCCCCAUUGCGGGCGGGCUUAUCGGGUAG